Molecule: messenger RNA, 6155 nt
Organism: Mercenaria mercenaria
Lineage: Eukaryota; Metazoa; Mollusca; Bivalvia; Venerida; Veneridae
Product: solute carrier family 46 member 3-like
Exons: 1
Coding region: 2369-3817 (482 amino acids)
Biological process (GO): transmembrane transport
Cellular component (GO): membrane
Molecular function (GO): transmembrane transporter activity
Source: RefSeq, a predicted model, not a curated record
CAUAUAGUGGUUACUGAGAUACAGCUCAACAAUUAACUUUAACCAAAUUUUCUAAGUUCAAAAAGGGAUAUAAUUUGAUUAAGAUUUUUUUUUUCAGUAGGUUUGAUUACUAGGUAGCCUUUUAUGAAGUUUCAAUACAAUGCAAGCAAUGGAUACUAAGAUAUAACUGCAGAACUUUAAUGUAGAUGUGACACAGAGGGUGCCACCUAAGUGAUUUUGUUUUAAUAGCUCUCAAAAUUCUUCAAAUAGUCUCUAAGAGAUAAAAUCCAUUUCUGCAUUAUAAACUUACACCUAACAUUAAAGGCUCAUAAUGAUUUUGUUUAUGAGGUAGCUGCCAUAUUUUUUGUUAUGAACACAAAAUGAUUUAAUUUUUUGUCUGAGGUUUGAAUAUUUGGUUCAAUAAGUAUGAAAGUAUUAUUCUUUGGUUUGGUUUAACCUUUACCCUGCUAAAUUUCUAAAAUGAACUGGUCUGUCAUUCAAUUUAGGCAGUACCAUUUAUUAUUACAUACUCGUUUCUAUUCCCCGUUAAGUUACACUGGUACCGGAAGCGUCAAUAUUCUUCCAUACAAUGACGCCUGAAUUUCAUAUCGGGUGCGUGACGUAAUUCAGUAUGUGCUGUGCACUAUUUUUUCUAUUUCGUUCAGUAUAGUCAAUCCUAUUCAGGCUGUUGAACAUAUUUAUGAUAAUUACAUAAUACUUAUACGUGUAUACGUGUAGAUGCGUAUGUAAUAAAAAGGUUAUUAUCUUUGCAUCGGGAAAUAUGCACUUGUUCUUCAGCGGAAGAAUACUGCGCUCCUAAAGUCGCGCAAUAUUUCCGCUGAAGAACUCGUGCAUAUUUCCCGAUACAAAGCUAAUAACCUAUAAUUAUUCAAAGGGGUGUUCACUGAAAAUUUACUAACUGAAUAGCGAACAGUGCAGACCAUGAUCAGCCUGCACAUAAGUGCAGGCUGAUCUUGGUCUACACUGGUCGCAAAGGCAGACACAUAUGCCGGCAGCAGGCUAAAGGUUAAGGUCACACCAACACAGUUAUAAGCCAUAUGGUGACUUUCCAGCUUUGAUGGUGGAGGAAGACCCCAGGUGCCCCUUAAUGCUUUAUUUCAUCACAAGCGGGCACCUGGGUUGAACCAACGGCCUUCUGUAAGUCAGCUGGAUGGUUCCUCACAUGAAGAAUUCAACACAGCCAGUGAGGCUGGAACCCACAUCAGUGAGGGCAAGUGAUUAUUGAGUGCAUUGUUUUUGAUAACCUCCAAUUAUGACACUGCUCAUGUAAGAUCAUGUCAAAUAUUGAUAGUAGUGCUAUUCUAACCAUGCCAUUAUGUAUGCUCUCUAUUUGGACACUUGCUUAAUCUGUUUUUAACAUAAAACUAGAAGCUUUACGGGACUUUAAAGUAUUAAGUCUAAUGUAAAGAAUACAAGACAAUAUGAAUUUUAAACAAAUUGGGAAUGCACCUGAAGAGGACCUUGAUAUGUUUUUCUUUGCUUUAAUUUCUCAUUACAUAGUGUGCGAGAAGUUGCUUGAAGGAUUUUCAACUUUGAGCUUAGUGACCAGUAGGUACAGUCAAGUUAAACAGUAUGAUUAAUUUCAAGAAAUAUACAUGUGACUGUGCUUCUGACCAAGUUUGGUGAACAUCAGUAGAACCAUUUGUAUGAAAAAAAAAGAAGCUUUUUUUUCUAAAAGCAAUCAAGUGGGGUUUAUGAACAAACUUGAAAAAUUUCUAACAAGGAUGCUAACAACUGAUGAUAUUAAUUUAGGGUAUCAUUCAGUCAAAAUCUGGACCUCACAUUGAAUGUGUUAUCAAAUUUAUCAAAGUGUGUUAUCUUCUACAGGGUAAUCCAUAAGUAUAGAGAUGACUUUUAUUUGAGAAGUACAGGUACAUUCAGAUAUCCACGGUCAACAGGAUAUUUAAAUAGGGCAUUCAUGUAGAUUUAAAUCAAAUUUAACAUUAGAUUGGGUAUAAAUUAUGGAAAUUUUCAAUAUUAUCGUGGAGGGAGACCCAAGCAAGGAAAAACUGAAGAAAAUCACCAACAAGCAUUUUUAAACCCCCAAAUACUUAACUUUUCAUGCUCAAAAAAUGCAUUUCCAAGAAAGGCCACUGGGAAGCCUUCAGACAGAUAUUCCAAAAGGCAUAGGCUUAACAUGAUCAAUGGAGGGUAUAUAACUUUUGGAAAGAACUUUAGAAAAAUCAGGCUAAACACGUUUUUACAAUGGAUAAAUAAAUGUUAUCUUGUAAUUACAAAAGAUAAUACAUAUCAUCUAAUGAGAACAAGAUAAACAUUUAAUUUGGUUAAACUUGCAUUCAACACAUAUACUGUAAAGUUUCUGACAUUUUAAUAUCAAGUUUUGGAUUUUAUAUAAAGGAUAUGAAACAUGUCUCCAGAAGAGAAGAGUUUGAUACAGCAGACUGACAAAAUCACUAAGAAAGACAACUCUAUUCCACUGAAAUACGCAACAAUAAUCCCUGCUGUUUUCCUCCUUUCUCUUGGAGGGGAUAUUCAUACAUAUGUAGUCAAUGAAUGGACACAAUAUACGAUUCGUACAGACAAAUUUCCAAAUAUGUCUUCAGUUCACAAUUUUUCAGCGUGUAGCGACACUAAUCAUUCUGAUGAGAAUUACAAACACUACAAGAUAGUUCAACAGAAGUCUGCGAUGUGGCUGGCCAUGUAUAACACGGCUCAUCAUGUACCAAUGAUAUUUGCUAACAUGAUACUUCCAAGUAUAACAGAUGCACGUGGCAGAAGAUUUCUAUUUGUGAUAACAUCAUUAGGAAUGUUAACAAGAUACUGUUUAUUGCCUGUCAUUAUAUAUUUCAAAUUAUCAUUUCUAUUUGUUGUCGCAGCCUACGGUUUGGAUGGCUUAACUGGCUCUAGUUAUGCACUUUACAGCACAGUGUUUUCAUAUAUUGCAGAUAUAACAACUGGUGACAAUCGGCGAGUGCGAGGAAUAGUAGUUAUAGAAGUCGUUCUUGUUGUAAAAUCUGUCUUAUCAAGUAUAUUAUCUGGAUAUUUCAUAGAUACGUGGAAAAUUGAAUAUUUAUACACUGGUGUCAUUUCUGCUUUUAUUGCAUUUACUGGAUUUUUCACAUUUGCUUUCUUAGUGCCAGAGAGUUUAAAUGAGAAAUGCCAACAGAAAUCAAAAUCCCUGUUGGCAACACUGAAAAGAUCAACAGAAUUUUAUUACAGUACAGAGUUCAAGGGAAUGAGAUCAUGCUAUAUACUGUUGCUGCUGUGCUUUAUGUUUGCAGAACUUAGUGACAUGAAUAGAUCAACACUUGAAACUCUAUACUUUCUAGGUCAGCCGUUCUGUUGGGGGCCUUCUCAAAUUGGUGUAUAUUUAAUGGUCAGGCACGCAUCAAAAGGUGUUGUAGGACUUUUUAUCUUAAUUGUCUUUCAAAGAUUUAUGUCAAAUCAGGCCAUUUGCACAAUGAGUACUCUAUCAAAUGCUGCCUCAUAUAUUGUAGAAGCCUUUGCUAUGACUAACUUGAUGAUAUACAUGGUACCAGUGGCGGGAAUGUUGUCAUUUCUCAUGAUUCCAAUGAUACGUGCACUGAUGUCAACCAUGACGGACAAUACCACACAAGGUGCCCUAUUUGCAAGUAUGGCAUUAAUUGAAGUCAUCUGUAGCAUAAUCUCGUCAUAUUUAGAAAAUGGAAUAUACGCUGUCACUUUCUCGUUCAUGAAUGGAUUUGUUUUCCUAGUGUUAGCAUGUUUCAGUAUGAUAGAUUUUACACUGCUGAUCGCCUACUGCUGUGUUAAGCCUUAUCAUUUAAUAAAACCAAAAAUUCAAACAUAUAAUUCUGUGCACAAUACGAAUGUCUGAAUGAAGCUGUUUCCAAAAAAAAGGAUAUAAUUUUGUCUUUACAUGGCAGCACUGAGCAAUAAACAAGAUAUCCGCCUAACAGGGCAUAGCAUGCCCAUUUGCAAGCAGAGUGGAACAGAACAGUUAAGCAGGCAUUAAAAUAGCUGACUCAGCAACUCAAUUUUUGAAAAGAAUAUAUUGAGAAACUGAAAGUAGUAAAAUAAAUUAAAUCUUUGUUUUAUUUUAUAUUUUAUUUUACUUUUUAACCCAAGACAGAGAGCAGAGAAAGAGAGAGAGAGAGGGAGAGAGUGAGAGAGAGUAGGGAGUGGAAAGAGGUGGGAAGGGGAAAGGAUGUAUUAAAAGGAAGGAAGAGAAAAGUUUGUAAAGUUUGAAAGCUGUACUAAUUACACUUUCUGACUUAGUGCCUGGAAUACAUUUUCAGACCCCAGGGCAAUGUGAACUUGACCUUUGACCUACUGACCCUCAAAACUCUAAGGAUCCUCCUCAAGUAGUGCUAUGUCAUCACGAAAAGUUUGAAAGCUGUAGCCCUUAUACAUUCUGAUUUACAAUGUAGACUCAGAAACUGAAAAUUUUGAUGGUCGGACAAGAGCAAAAUAUUUCCCUUUUUUUUUCAAAUAGGGCAGGCAUAUGAAAAGUAUCAUCAAAUUUGGAAAAAUGAAAUCUGGCAGCACUAAGAAAUGUAUUACAUACUAAAUUUUCUUUAAAAUAUUUCUCCAUCUUAUAAUCAUCUUGCAAACUGUUACAUGACACUGAUGUAAUAAAUUUUUCAUCGUGUUUUCUUGCUGAAGAAUGUCUUUGUAUGUUUUUUUCUAAUCUUGUUGGAAUAAAACUGCAUAAUGUGAAUAAACUUACACCAUUCUCAAAUUCGUAAUUACACAAAGUCUAGCCAAUACUUAAAUGAUUUCAUAACACGUUAUUAUACAGCUUCUACAUACAUAUUGAAAUCUUAUAUUAAGAGUAACUUUAAUAGCAUGUUUUGAUCCCAUUACUUUUUAAUGUUGUAUUUUCACAUUAAGCACUGCCUGAAGACAUAUUCUACCUGAACAAUGUCAUCCAUCUUUUUUAUCAUUGUUAGCACUUUCUCUACAAUCCAAGCAAAAUAUGUACAAGAUAAUUUCACCUAAACCACCAAGACAAAGUUCUCAAUACUCUAUGAAGUGUGUGAAGUUUCAAUCAAUUCCUAUUACUGGUUACUGAAAUACCAGCUUACAUACAAAAACUUUACCAAAUUAUGAUGUAGAUACAGAUUUAGAAGUGAUAAGUAAAGCAGUGAGCUGUAGGUUUAUAAUUUCUUUUUUUUUUUAAUAUGACAAUCUAAGAUUAAGCCCCAUAUGCUCCAUUUGUCUUGUUUUUGAAAAUCCAAGACAGCUGAAAAAUUAUGGCACCUAUGAAGUAGGCAUCCAUCAAUCUUUGAAAAUAAAAACUAAAAUUAAGAUGCAUUUUCUUGAAUUUUCAACACUAACCUUAUCGUCUUCACCUUAAUUACUGCACACUGAGUAAUUUUCACAUUUCUUUCAUUCAAGAUCUGAUUAACAUCAGACUUAUCCUUCGAUCAUCUGUUUUGACGCUCAUGAGUUUUGACGCCCUUAUUUAUUUUGCUGUUAAAUAGGUAUAAGUGACCUUUUAUGAUGCCAAAUUACACACGUUUGCAAAGCAGGCAAUAUUUUACCUUGCUCAAAUAAAACAUUAAUGCAUUCAACAGAUUUACAGUAAGAUUAUAUUAUUUUUUCGUACUUUGGUGUAUUUUUAUGUCUUUUUAAUAAUGCAAAAAUCUCCAAUCCUUUAAAAACCUAAUUCUUACAGAAGCAACUGGUCAGGAAUUCAGAUCUUGGUUUUCUCUUUCCCCCAGCUAUUUUUCAAAGUCGCAAGACAGUUCUUUGACUGAAAUUUGGAAUAAAGUUUAGAAUUUUCACUCUCCUGUAGGCUAUACACCUUGUAUCAUUUGAAAACAUUAAAUUAAUUUAAUUGAAUAUGGUUUUGCUGCUCUUUGGCAAAUCUUGUAAAUAAAGAAGGUCAUGUUUCUAAUAUGUUUUCACUGAAAGUACCAAAGUUUGAGCUGUUAGAAAGGGUUAUAUAUUUUUGUGUUCUCACUGUUUUGAUAAUGAAUGACUGCUAUUAACAAUAUGUAAAGUGAAUAAAAAAAGAUCACAUUUUACAAAGAAAUAGUAAAAAGGUCACUUAAAAAGAUUAAUAUUAAUUUGUUUAUUGUCCUUUUAAGUUUCAGGUCUCGACUGCAUUCACAUAGAAUUAUACCAGCCAAAUAUAAUUUUGGCCAUAUAGGCUCCAGAAAAGUGAAGUUUUGGUUAAGAGAGCCAGCCAAUCAAAAGGCGUCAUUUCU